GUGCCUACUUUUGGAGAGGAAAGUCACGCGACCACUGUCUGACUCUGAAAGUAAACUAACCAGUUAGUCGUUUGAAGAGGAGAGCCAGUAGACUCGUCAGAUGACCUCGGUUUGUAGGACGAUACGCGCGUGUGUGGACAGUGUAAUUCAUAUCUCUGCGUGACUGACGUGUGUGUGAGUGCGCGCGCUCGUUUAUACGCGCAGACCGAUGGCGUCGCCGCCGCCGCGCGCUCUUUUCGUCGCUCUCCGAUCACCUUUCACGAUCUCACUCUUUAUGGACGGAAGUGAUCGCUUAUGAUUGCAGGACAUUUUCGGAUUUGGGUCUCUUUUUAGUCCAAGUGCUGUCGGGAACUGUUCUCCUGUUUAAACCGCGACAGAUAACAAGUUUGUGGGAUACAGGUGCGAUUUUACUGUAACUCCAGCGGAUGAUCACGAGCACAGAUCCGGACUGUCGGAUUAAAGUAGAUCACAUCAGAUCUAGAGCAAGAUGAAGUCUGCUGGAGCUGGUGAUGAAGUACUCUUCACUGAGAGCUACUGUAACAUCUGCAACGCUCAGCUGAUAUCCGAAUCCCAACGUGUGGCACACUAUGAGAGCAAGAAACAUGCCAACAAAGUGCGUCUGUUCUACAUGCUUCACCCAGAAGAUGGAGGUCCACCAUCCAAAAGACUAAGACCAGACAAUCCGGACAGUGCGGAGAAUGAGGUCGACAGAAACAAAUGCUGUACGCUCUGUAACAUGUUCUUCACAUCUGCCAUUGUGGCUCAGUCGCACUAUCAGGGCAAGACACACGCCAAGAGAGUUCGCUUGGUGCUGGGGGAGUCGCCAAGUUUACCAACACCCACAGAUUCAGCCCCUCCCACCCCUCAGGCCACAGACCCGCCCCCUCCCUCGUGGCCUCCGCUGGCCAAUCACGGUGAAGCAGGGAAGUACUGUUGUUUGUGUGGCGCCUGGUUCAACAACCCGCUGAUGGCGCAGCAACACUAUGAAGGAAAGAAGCACAAGAGAAAUGCGGCCAGGACACGGUUACUGGAGCAGCUGGCUGGCAGCCUGGAUGGCAAUGAAAGCACAGGUCUGCGUCGGAGUUACUCGUGCAGCGUUUGUAAAGUGAUCCUCAACUCCAUCGAGCAGUAUCACGCACAUCUCCAGGGUUCAAAACACCAAAACAAUUUGAAACAACAUCAACAAUGAAGAACAAGAAACACUUCAGCUGAAACCGAGACCAUUGUAAGAGUUUAAAGAGGAGAUUGCAGGACCAUCCAUCUACGAUAUCUGAGGUUCCCCAGCUCUCAAGUGUUUCAUAUUUUUAUUCACUUUCAACCACUGAAACAUUGAUCAAUUUUGGGAGCAUCUUUCCCCAAACUCUGAUCAAAAGGACCCUUGCGUUGAUUUCUGAAAAAAUGACAAAUUUCGUCGAUCUCCAUCACGUCACAUUAGUACACCGGCCUGAAUCUACAUGGGAUGUUCCAACUACUUUUACGUUUGCCUUUCAGACUCUCGUAUGCAGUGGCCUGUCGUCGAACCGGUCAUCGCUGCUUUGGUUAUUCACUUUGGCAUGCCGAUGACAGGACUUUGUCCUGUGUGUGUGAAUUCUGCCAGUAAGGACUCAAUACAGCUGCCUUUGUGUGACUUUUGUUUUUUGACACAUUUUCUGGAUGGUUUUUAUCCAGACUCAACUCUAUUCCUGUUUAUUCACACAUCCAUCAGUGUCAUUUCGACUGAACAUUUCUGCAGUCUGAUGCUGCUUAAUCGUUGAUGUCAAAUGGAUUAUACAGUACUUCAUUUAAAGAAGUACAGAUGCAAUGCGUUGGCAUUUUUUGCCACGACUCAUUCGUUGAUAAUUCACAAUGUGUGAUUCAGGCACUGAGCUUAAUCCUAAUCUAUGCCAAAAUGACUGCCUGUAACACUGGGGCUCAGUGCCCGCUGUUUUGAAGUACGAAUGCCUUUUGUGUUUGCUUUCUUUUAAAUUGGCAUAGAAAUGAAAAAUGCAGCAUUUCUGGUGUAUAUGUUGUGAUAUUAGAUUAUAUUAUAGCUAUUAAACCGAUAAAGACCUGGGGCCUCAUUUAUAAAAAUGUACCAUAAUGUCCUAAUUGUUUUUAAAUCAUCUUACAGAAUGGCCACAAGAUCCUUGAAUGGUGGGACAAUAUUACAGAUUUUUGCAUGUCAGCAUUUUUAUUAGUUCGUAGGAUAGCACAGCAAGAAGGUCCCCGGUUUGAGUCUCGGCUGGGUCGGGACAUCUUUUGUGAAGUUUGCAUGUUUUCCCUGUGUCGGCGUAGGUUUAGUCCGGGUACUCCGGUGUCCUCCCACAAUCAAAAUACAUGCUAGUUAGGUAAAUUGGAGAUGCCAAACUUGUGUAUAGAUUAACUUGUGUGUAGAUUAAUCGGUUCUCGUCAUGAAUAUAGCCAUAGAUGCUGCAAUGGCAUUAAUAGAUAAAUACAUUUAUUGUGACAGUGUGCUGGUAUGAGAAAAGUGCAUAUGCAUGCUUUUAAAUUCAGACUUUAUGUGGAUGCAUAAAUGUUUUGCAAACGUUUUACAAACGUUUUGCACUUUGAUCAUAAAAUUCAUGAUGUUUAUGAUCAAAUGUAAUUGUACUCAUUUAUCAAGACAUGCAGUAAAUCUUCCAAACAAAUCUCGCAAGUGAUACUUUUUUUUUAAAGUCUUCCGAAGCCAUAAGAUAGAUAGAUGAAGGGACAAAAUUUAAAUCAUUUAAAACUUCCAAAAAAUAUAAAAAAAAUCUUCCCCUCCGUCUUAAAAUUUAUAUCUGAUUGGAUUGUACAUUUUAUAAGUGAGGCCCUGUUCUGAAGUUAUGUCAAAAUAGUGACAUUUAUGCAAAACAGAGUAUCAUGGUAGCGACUGAGCCAGGUCUUUUAUCAUGGCAAGGUUGAAUAAUGCACAAAACCUUAAUUUUUUGUAAAUAAUGGAAUAACGUUGUUAGUAAAGCGCUCGUCCAGGAUUAUUAUUGUGGAGUAUUUACUUGAAGAUUCUUGUGUGCUGCUUUUUGAACAAUAAGUGAUUGAUUUGGCUUUUACAAAACAUCUGUUGAUAAAACCAUCACGUCACCCCAAUGAUGUCACUGUUGUAUAAUGAUGUUGUUUAUAUUAAGAUGAUUGGAUGGCUGAUAUUUGUAGGUGAUGCUAUAAUAGAAACAAACAGCUUGGAUGUCUUUUGGCUAUAAGGACUCAGGAUUAUGGGGGGUUUUCUUGUGAUUGUGAGGUUUCUACAUCAAGGCAAUGGACAUUAGUAGGGAUGCAGCGAUACAAAAUAUCUGUGCUGAUACUGAUAUUCCUUUACUAAGACAUCUACUGAUAUCAAUAGUUUUGCUUUUAACUCCUUGUUUCAAAUUAUUAUGUCAUAAAAACCCCAAAAUAAUCACACCACAUGAGUUUUUUUCAGCCUUUUUGAUCAUCAGCUGUCUUUAAACAAUCGGCCGAUGUCCAAUAGUGGGAAAAUAAUGCUUUUAUCCGCAAUUAUCGAUUAUAGGCCGAUAUAUCGAUGCAUCCCUACACACACACAAGUGCGAUUCAUAUGAAAAGUUUUUGUAGUGAUGCAGAUAUUUAACUCAGGCUGUUUAGAUGUGUCUGUUUGUAUCAGUUUUUGUUUUAACUCAGCCUUUAGCUUUUUACUGACCAUGUAAAGUUAAAUGUCAGUCUUGCUGUUCAUUUAAUGGAAUGCAAUUUCAACUGCAAGUGGAUUAUGAAUAUUUUAUGGUUAUGUAUGAUGUGGGAAAAAUAAUAUAUUUAUUAUAAAAAAUAUCUAUUAAAUACAACAUAUAAAAACAUAUGUAUGUACAUCAAAAAAUGUUGUGCAUUUUAUGUGAAAUGGUGAAUUUUAAAGUCUGUAUUGUGCACAUUUGUAAAUACACUUGAUUAUAAUUAUUUUCACUUUUAAACUGUACGGUGGUAGUGCAUUUGUGUGAAAGGUAUGGUCUGCAUCUUAAAGGAAUACUUCUGUCAUCAUUUUCUCAUCCUUAUAUUGUUUUAAACCUGUAUGAUGAACACAAAAGAAGAUAUUUUGAGAAAUUAUGGUAAACACACAGCAGAUAGUGACCAUUGACUUCCAUAGUAGGAAAAACAAGUAUUAUGGAAGUAUUGUGAUAAAUGAUGAAGAAGAAAUUUUCAUAAAUAAUGGUGACCACUCAGUUGACAGUACCCAUUGAAUUCCAUCAUAUUUGUUUUUCCUACUGGAUAUUUAUCAAAAUAUCUUCUUUUGUGUUCAUCAGAAAAA
Molecule: messenger RNA, 4222 nt
Organism: Paramisgurnus dabryanus
Lineage: Eukaryota; Metazoa; Chordata; Actinopteri; Cypriniformes; Cobitidae
Product: zinc finger matrin-type protein 4
Molecular function (GO): zinc ion binding; nucleic acid binding
Source: RefSeq, a predicted model, not a curated record